This is a messenger RNA of Penaeus monodon (black tiger shrimp), 2657 nucleotides long. RefSeq names its product WD repeat-containing protein 17-like. The coding region runs from base 811 to 2067 and encodes 418 amino acids. Lineage: Eukaryota; Metazoa; Arthropoda; Malacostraca; Decapoda; Penaeidae. The transcript is spliced from 7 exons. The record is from RefSeq and is a predicted model, not a curated record.
CAGUUGUUGCAUUGUAUUUGUGUUAAUGGUAGUUGUUUCACUGUAUCAUUGCAUUAAUUGGUGCAGGAUUACUAAACAUAGCAGUGUGAAAAGUUUGAGUAUACUAGAAUUUGAUUUAUCAUUAUUUCAGUGGAACAGAAAGUUUGGCAUAUACAGUUUUGUUCAGAAUCAAAUGUCUUCCCUGCCAAUGGGAAAAGUGGUUUUCAAUAUAAAGUGUAUUGCAAACACUGGGGGUUUUAUAUAAAGAUUAAAAAGUAACACUAGAUUAGACCAUCCUACUACCAUGAAGUUCUGUGUUGUAAUGCUCCUGAUUUUAUAAUGGCUGUAAUCUGGUAACACCAUUUUUGCAAACAUUUACUCAACAAGUGAAAGUCAUGCAAAGUGAUACAGAGAAUGGUUUGUUCAUGCAUGAUAUAUUGAUGCUAAUGUGAAAAACUGUUUCCCUUUUGCAUGGCUUUUCUGGCUGUGAACUGGUGUAGACGCUGUUUAUCCACUGCAAUUUUGAAGAGUUAAGGAACUUAGUGUGGAUAUGAUUUUGUAAUAUUUAGUUUAGAAUUUUUAAGAGAAGGAUAAACAGCGCCUCAUUGCUAAAAAAAAAAAAAAAAAAAAAAAAAAAGAAGAAGAAGAAAAAGAAUGCUGGAUUGUGUCAAGAUACUGUAUCUAGUGAUUAACUCCCCUGAUUUCCCAACUAACUCAUCCUAAACUUCAGAUUGGAAUGUAUCCCCCAUCAGAAAGGCCUGUAAUUUUUUUAAGCAGUGUUUUAGCAAAACACAAUUUUUUUUUUCUCUCUCUUUCUGUCAGUGUUCCAUCAUGCAUAGGUAUUUGAAAUUAAUCCACUAUUUUCCAGGCCACCUUGACAAAGCUUUCUCUGAGUGCGUUGCGCUUAGUAAGACUCACAGGACAAGCCGGAAGGGACCACCACCUGAAGUGCCUCCAAGAGUGCCUGCAGGAGAAAUGAAUGGGAUUGAACCUGUGGGGCAGAGAACUCUUGAGUGUGCUCAUUUGGUGGCUGAGUGGCAUCUGUGUCGAGGCUCACCCAUCAUAGCUGCUUGUGCCUUACUUGCUGUGGAUGAUGUCAAGGGUUCUCUUUUGAUGCUCCUACGAGGACAUGAAUUAGAACUAGUUGUUGCUGUGGGCAAACUCAUAUGUACAGACCCUUCAGCCAACAAUGACUCCUGUGCAUUUGAUGCUGACAUCUCAGCAAUUCAAGGACUAAUAGCAACAGCCAUGCGCUACCUUACUUACCGAGCUGUAAGGCUCCUGCUCUGGGAUUUGGCUGUUGAUUUGGCCAAUACGCUCCCACAGGGAACCAACCGAACAGUCCUGCUGGCGGAAGUACUAAUUGCUUUUAUGGGAGGACAUGAAGAACGAGAGGCCCUCUACACUCGAGCUGGCUUCCCAACACCUGUAGAGUGCCCAGAAAAAGCCAUUGGAUCAAUACUGGACCAAGUCUUGUACUUACUGCUGUCAACCCAACCUUAUAAAGGACUGAACAAAGCCUUGGAAUUCUUGCAAGACCAAAUUGUGGGAGGGAACCUUGACAGAGAGAGCGUAUGGUAUGUCCUGCGUCUGGUCCAGGCCAUCCCACUAACUCAGAAUGCAGCUCAGUGGAUGAUUCGGGCUGACCAGAAAGCAGGACUACUUGCAAUAUCAGCUUAUCUGGGUGCAAUUCGUGCAGCUGGACUGGAAUAUGGCUCAAUUGUGUUAUAUCUCCUGAGCCAUGCAAGUUAUCUGUUGGAGAAACACAGGCCUUCAGGUUAUGGAUUCCUGGCAGAACAUAUAGAGUUAGCACGUAUCAAAAUGGAGGAGGGAGACACAGACUGGGGUUUGAAUGUAGGUGGAAAUUUAGAAUUAUGGAGCGAUUUCAAAACCAGUCGGGUCAGCGGCUCACACCUCCCUAGGCAUUCAGAUGCCCAGACUUGUUGCAUAACCAAUACAAUAAUAAAGGGUCCGAGCUACUUCCUUGAGAAUGGUGAAUCGGUGAUGGGACUCAAUGAUGCUCUGAUGUGGGCCAAGGUGCACCCUUUCUCCCCUCUGGGCUCCGGCUGUCGUCUCAACCCAUUCUGAUCCUCAGGAGGAAUUUAGUUCUUAUCAUGCUUUCUCAUUUGGAGAUGGUAGAGGAGGUGUGCAAUGAAAUGAGAUCAACACAAAGGAAAGACUAUGUCUGGAAUUGAUUUUGAAGUGCCAUGCCUAUAUGUUAUUUUAAUAUUUAUUAUUGUUGGAGUUUUUAGAGUUAUUAUUACUAUUAUUAUUACUGUUAUUUUUAUCUUAAGAUUUCUUUUUAUAUACUUGUUAUUAUUACUGCUACUGUUAUUGUCAAUAAGAAUGUUACGUUCUAGAUAUUUGUUAGAAAAGAUAUUGAUAAAUCACUCUACUGUUUGCCUGAUGAAUAUUUUUUCUGCAUUUUAUUAUCAUUACUCAAUUAUAUUUUUUUGUUAUAUACCAGGGAUUUGCUUUAUGUAUUUUGAAUCAGGUAUUUUGAAGGUGAUUAAGCUAUGUCUUAGUCUACAGUAGAUGGAAAGUGUACAGAUCAUGUAGGAUACUGAUCCUUGUGGAUAGUAAAAGUUGUUUGCCAUAUGGUUUAAAAAACAAUAUCUUUUACAGAGAUAUAAAAUUGUGAUGGUAUAUUUGCAUAGCAAACAAACAAUAGCAGAUCA